UUGAGUUGGGGAGAUUUUGGAAGUUUCGUCCACGCCGGGUCGACAUGCGGUCGGGAUGGGAUGGGUUUGGUUGACCAUCGGUGCCGAAUGUUUAUGUUGAAGCCGAACUCAUCAAAAGUUCCCAAUCCAGAUGCUUCCCUCUCCGAGCCGAUCAACGGUCCGUCAACUCACCACCCAACAGUUGCUUCGUCGCCCCCCAUCGACCUUCUCGUGUAGGCGAUCCCCUCGAUGGUAUUCAUCCCGACCCGAUCCAUCAAGAACCGACAGUAACGUUGACCAAGCCAAACCUGUCAACCUACCAGCUGCUACCUCAUCAUCACCCGAGGCUUCUCAAGCACCUUCGACGACCGAAACCGAGCGGCCGAAACCACCUCCUUACCUUCCCCGUCCACUCGGUGUCGAGGACCCACCAAGUACACGCCCCCCAACUGAGGAGGAAAAAUUGGCGAAAUUGGUAGACGAGCAGGCGAGGUUGCAAGAACGUAAACAUCUAAUUUCAGAGGUGUCCAGAGGAUAUUAUCACGACUGGAAUCAACUCCGACAUAAUGGAAAUAAAUUAUGGACGGCUCCACCGAGUUUGAUACAAGACCAGCGGGCCUUGUAUUUUCCAAAUAUCAGUGGGGUCGCUCUUUCGAACAAAGAGACCAAACAUACCACCGAUAUCUUCGCAGAUAAAGUCUCAAUCCUGGCUGUCGAGAGUACAAGAAUGUCCGAAGAACAUACGAGGUCAUUUUACGGAGAGCCUUUACGAAUGUUGGCUGAAGAAGAUAACUUGCAAUUGGUCAGAUUAAACGUGCAAGAAAACCCGCUUAAAUCGUGGCUGGUCAGUUUAUUCAUCAACAACCUACGAAAGACGGUGCCCCCGAAACAACACCAAGGAUACAUUCUCACGAAUCAAAGCCUGGAGUAUGUAAGAGAGCCAUUGGGGAUGGUGAACAAGUUACUAGGAUAUGUGUAUCUGGUCGAUUGGAAUAAGAAGAUUCGUUGGGCGGGAUGUGGGUUCUCUAAUGCCGAGGAAGUCAGCGCAUUGUUUUCCGGUACCAGAACGCUGUUAAAACGAUUUGAAGAAAAUAAAAAACAAUCCAGUGUUUGAAAAGAGUUUUGCAACUGCACUUAAUUAUUUUUGGGUCGAUGCAAACCAAAUGUGGACUGGUUCCUGCCGUAUGUCAUUUGAUCAUACCAAGGAUGCUUAAGUAGCAUGGCUUCAGUAAUUUGGGCAGGUUUCUGUUAGAUUUGACUCC
Puccinia graminis f. sp. tritici CRL 75-36-700-3 is the source of this 1241-nucleotide messenger RNA. RefSeq lists its product as uncharacterized. Bases 131 to 1093 code for a protein of 320 amino acids. Gene Ontology annotation, biological process: mitochondrial proton-transporting ATP synthase complex assembly. NCBI's taxonomy places the organism in Eukaryota, Fungi, Basidiomycota, Pucciniomycetes, Pucciniales, Pucciniaceae. Gene Ontology annotation, cellular component: mitochondrial inner membrane. The transcript has 5 exons. The record is from RefSeq and is a predicted model, not a curated record.